AUGUUGCUAUCGCAAGCUACCUGCUCGAUCUUGCUUGCCUUAAGCUUUCUCUUUGAUAAAGCCUAUGGAAGAAAAAUUAUCGCUUACCGAACUGUUUCCCCCAUGGAAGCCACGAAAAUCAAUCUAAAAAAAAGGCCUUAUAGAGAUGAAGCGGUCGAUAGAGAAAACGCACGCUGGAAUUUACUAGGAAAUGGUCUCUAUACGGUAAACGAACCUGCUGGCUGGGGUGCUUGGAUCGACUCGUGGCAUUGUGCUAUCGAAGCGGAUAUGGACAAGGUUAAAGAAGCUAGCAAAGUAUGGAUCCCAACGUCUUACACGGGAAUCACUAAGGACGGUAAGAUUACCGAUGAAAAGAGAUUAUGGGGCUUUCAGACCGCAAACGAAGAUAAGGUUUUGGAGUAUAUCAAGUUGAUGGGCGUGCCAAACCCGAAGAAAGCAUUACGCUUUGCACAUAUCCCACAUCUCCCCGGAAAGAUACAAAUGGUUAUUCCCACUGACACGAUAAACAACAAUGAUUUUGAUUUUAAGGCUGAAUGCUGGGAAACAGCAGAAGAGCUACAAGCCGCUUUUUCCGAAACCGUUGAUUGGAAGAAAUGGGGUAUUAUUGGAAGUCCUGACAUUGGGGAUCCUAUACCGAUUCCUGAAGAACCUGUCGUGGAGGAUCCUGCACAGGGAGGUACCUUUAAAGAAUGGAAAAAGACGAGCUGGCCAGGGCGGUUGUUGCACUGCAUGAGAAACCCAUGCGAUUGGUAA
Molecule: messenger RNA, 753 nt
Organism: Drepanopeziza brunnea f. sp. 'multigermtubi' MB_m1
Lineage: Eukaryota; Fungi; Ascomycota; Leotiomycetes; Helotiales; Drepanopezizaceae
Source: RefSeq, a predicted model, not a curated record